Bursaphelenchus okinawaensis is the source of this 6505-nucleotide messenger RNA. The record is from the annotation of a GenBank genome assembly. Lineage: Eukaryota; Metazoa; Nematoda; Chromadorea; Rhabditida; Aphelenchoididae.
AUGGAAACGAUUCGGGUUCCAGAAGGUCGACUCACGUCCGCCAGCAACGGCGACGAAAGCCAAUCGUAGGUUUCGGCAUUCUUACUGUAGUUUGGGUUACUGUAUAAUGGUUUGGCAAGGUCUGACAUUUUUUUCAUAAUUAGAUGCCUUAGGCUUUCUGAUGAAAGAGCAAACCUUGACAUACUUACUGUAGUUAUUAAAAUUCAGAAAUGCGGUCGAUUCCCCCAAUUGGGACAUUUUCAAAUUGAGUCCCCCGAAGCCGGAUCGGAAUGGCAAUGGUAUGUUAUCAAUGUCAUAACUUUAGAUCUAAACAUCAUUUUAAAUUAAAAUUGAAGUUUAGGUUUCCUAUACGAGUCGAGUCUGCAGAUCCUGAAGGUGUCCACCUACUUUUUGUUGUUCAUCACCACCUUGUUGAGUAUUGUAACUGCCAAGACCACAUUUUUGUUAAUGACAGCUGGAAUUGGGAAUGGUGGCAAGAACAUUUCGAUUUGUACAGAUAAAAUACCAGGUAUGUCACUUAUCUUUUUUAAUAAAAUACAUUAAUUUAUACAUGAUCAAUUGACUAAAAGUGGCACUAUUUCUGUCAAUAUAGUAGUACCAUACCUGUAUUACCUUACUAUAUAUGCACAGUCAUGUAUUAUUUCCUGGUCCGAGAUAUACGCGAUCUUCUCAAAGUAAACAAACAAAUUGCAAUGUUGCAGAAGCCUCGGUAAACAAAGUUUUUGUGACCAACCAGCUGGCUGUAAAGUGGGUCUGGGCCACGUUGUUGGCCGUAGCUGCUCCAGACCUACUAUGCUUUGUACGAUGCUUCCGAACAAUGUUUCGAGAUGUCAAAAGACCGACGUUGGUUCAGUUUUUCACUGUAAGUCUUACUGUAAUUUACCAAAAUUGUUUUUAAUUUCAUUGAUUCAAAUAAUUAGUAUAAUUUUCAAAAUUUUAAUAAGUAUUGUUUUAGGUACUGUUCAUAGAGAGUCUGAAUGCUUUUGGGAUUGGCACUCUGGCUUUUGGCAUAUUUCCUCACAUUACUGCUGACACUGGUAAGUUAAUAUACAUUUAGCCAUAAACUAAUCAAAAAAUACAAAAACUCGGUAAAAUAGAGCCAAUUCACUUGGGUAAGAUCUAUUUUGUCAGUUUUCAGUCGUUCCCCAAACGAAAAGUUUACUUGCAACAUAAUGCCAAAGAUAAAAAUAAAAAAGCCUUUUUGAAGCAAUUUCAACUUUUAAAAUCGGAUUCAAUUUAAAAAUGAUUGGUAAACCAUGUUAUUGUAGCUGCAAUGUUAAGUAAUGCAGCAGCCAUGGUGCCAGCUGUACUAUGUCUACUAAGCCGACGCUUUGACAAAUGGUACAUUGUGUUAAUAGUAUUCGACGUGCUGGCUAUUAGUGCUCAAAGCAGUAUCUUUUGGCUGUGGCCUGUAAGUCUUCAUAGUGUGUUAAUAAUAGCAUGUUUACUCACACAACUAUGAUUCUUCAUGUUAGUUAUAUACACCUUAAUCUAGUAAUUACACUAUUAUAUAUUUUUAUCAUACCACCUUUACUAUUAAAAUAAUUGUAAAAUAUAUGUAAUUCAGGCAGCCGUAGCAGAGAUACGAUCUCACUGUAUAUCAAUCAUUGUGUGUGUGAUCUUCAUAUCUUGUUCAUGGUGGCAGAACUAUGUAUCUCCCAAGUCGUCUCUCCCUCCAAUCAGAUCCUUGGCCAACUUCAGUGUCGGCCUUGCCCAGUCCAAGGCCAAGACCUAUGUGUUGGUAUCUUUGUGGAAGUGUUGUAUUUACAUCUUCUGUAUCUUCUUCUUCUUGACACCCACGAUACCGGCCUCGGAUCUGCUUCAGAAGGAUCCGUUUGGAGAAAAACUGAUCACGAUCACGGCCGAAGACAUGAACCAGACCCAGAUCAGUGCAUUCCUACAGAGAAUGCACGAGUACGAACAGCCUGGUACGUGAACUUACUUUGUUUGUAGAUUUAUGGUAAAUCAGUAGUCAUAAAAUCAAUUUACAUCCAAAGUGACACUUUUCAGCCGCCUACGAAACCCCGAAGAACAAAGAACAAGAGGAAGAUGUGAACGAUGAAGUAAAAGAGAAACAGAAGAAGAAUUGGGAUUCUGAUGACACGAUUGAUGCUGGAGAGUACGAGAAGGCCGAACACAGCAUCAGGAGCAAGAACAGCACGGGGGACGAUGAGAAGAUAGAAGUCAUAGAAGAGAAAAAGAACAGGCGAAAGAGAGAGACGCCAGAGGAAGAGGAAGUCAUCUCUGCCUACAAUGUAAGUCAUAGUAUGUCAUAUUUUGACAUUUAUUGAAGUGAACUUCGAAUUAUACAUGUAAAUUCAACUGUAUUAUGGUUGACUAUCUUUACAUACUGUAAUUUUGUAGAUAUACGACGAUUACGUUGAAUUGAAUCAGUUCACAACUCCCUUCGACGCUCUAUGGAUAGCUUUGAUUCACGUUGGAGCUGUUAUCCUGGGAUACCAUAGUAGCAAAUUUGCGUGUAAAGUAAGUUUUUGUUGUCUUUAUUUUAUUUUUAUAACCAUGAAUAGUAUUAUUACUGUCAUUGUAUAAAUAUUUCUACUGUGGUAUAAGAUGACACUUGUUUCUAUCUAUUUUCAAUUUUAUUGUAGGUAUUAAUCUAAAUGUUUUUUUUCAGGUGUUGAUUCAACGAGUAGGCUUUGCUCUUCCCCUCUCCCUUGCCGUUCCUGUUACAGUAACUCUUCUGUCAGAUUCUUGCGAGCGACGUGCUGUAGAUGCGUGUUACAUGAGUAAUGUAGUCUCGAAGGAACUAUUCUGGCAAUGUGGUGCUACAGAUGCUUCUGUGUGGUCCUAUGAGUUCUGGUCUCGACCUCAAACUUACAUCUGGCUAGGCUGGCUGGUAACCCAGGUCUGGGUCUGUAUUCAUCUCUGGGCCCCAAAACAAGAACGGUUGGCGACAAGUGAGAGGUAGGUCAAGAACGGACGCAUUUUGUUGUCUAUCUACUUAUUGGCCUAUUCAUACUCACCAUGUUGUUGUUUAUAGACUAUUUGUUCUGUCCUAUUACAACAACUUCUUUCUGGAUCAGUCGCUGGCCUUCAACCGCCGUCGAGAUGAAGAGACCAAGAUCAAAGCAGACUGUCUGGACCUGGAUUCGGAAGAGAACCAGACGUACCAGGCCAUCUCGAAUGGUGUAUCCAAGACCCCUCCGUCCAUCUGUUCUAUGGCCUCGAGCAAAAUGGAGUCGGGACUGAUACGGUGAGUACUGAUAACAAUAACACUAUAACAUAUGUUAGGAACCAUCAAUGUAUACCAUACAUUAAGUAGUAAAACCAUGCGCAACCUUCUGAAUCUUUCAGAAACACCGCCAGCUCAGCCGACGGCAUCACCAAGAUCUACGCCUGUGCCACUUUGUGGCACGAGACAGGCCAAGAGAUGACCUGUAUGUUGAAGUCAUUGUUCAGGAUGGACGAAGACCAAGCUGCUCGGAAGAACGCCCAGAAGUACAUCAAGGUCGUGGAUCCGGAUUACUACGAGUUCGAAGCCCACGUCCUGAUCGACGAUGCCUUCGAGAUGAACGACUACGGAGAGCCGGUCAUCAACAAGUACGUGGAGCAGUUCAUCAGUCGAGUAGGCGAGGCCGCUUCGGCCGUCCAUCAGAUGGAAGUGAAGCUGGCGCCACCCAUAAAGGCGUCUACACCAUACGGCGGAAGGCUAGUCUACACGCUACCUGGCUGUAACAGGCUGUUCGUCCACUUGAAAGACAAGGACAAGAUACGACACAGGAAGAGGUGGUCCCAGGUCAUGUACUUGUACUACCUGUUGGCCUUCCAGUUGUUGGCCAAGGUUGACGAUCCUCAGAGGAGGGACGUCAUUUCCGAGAACACGUUCGUGCUCACGUUGGACGGUGAUGUUGACUUCAAGCCUAAGUGUGUGAACAUGUUGGUGGAUCUGAUGAAGAAGAACAGAAAACUGGGCGCAGCGUGCGGCCGUAUCCACCCCCGUGGAUCUGGACCUCUCAUUUGGUAUCAGAAGUUCGAGUAUGCUGUAGGGCACUGGCUUCAGAAGGCGACGGAACACAUGAUCGGGUGUGUGUUAUGUUCUCCUGGCUGUUUCUCGCUGUUCAGAGCCAAAGCUUUGAUGGAUGACGAUGUCACCAGGAAGUACGCCACCAAGGUAAGAAUAUCAUAUCACAAUAUAACACUACUUUUAAACAUAAUAUAUACAAGUGGCAGUACACACAAUCAUGUUUUAGGCAGAAGAACCAUUACAUUACGUCCAGUAUGACCAAGGAGAAGAUAGAUGGCUGUGUACGCUGUUGUUACAGCGUGGCUACAGAGUAGAAUAUUGUGCCGCUUCAGAUGCCUUAACAUUUGCUCCAGAAGAAUUCUCAGAGUUCUUCAACCAACGACGACGGUGGAUUUCAUCAACCAUGGCCAAUAUCAUCGACUUACUUUCCGAUUACAAGAACGUCGUCAAUGUUAACGAGAGUAUAACUAUAUGGUAAGAUGACACCAUCACGGUAUACUAUUCUUUAAACAUUGAUUGAAAUACUAUGUAAUAUUAAUGGUCAUGGUAAUUUAGGUACAUCUUCUACCAGUUGAUCAUGUUGGUAUCAUCCAUUCUAGGACCCGGUACCAUCUUCCUUAUGGUGGUUGGUGCUGUUUCCAUCAGUUUCAACCUUGACAUAGCCAUUUCGCUUCUCAUGGUUACCGUACCCGUGGUUCUGUUCUGCGUAGUAUGUUUGAUGAGUCCUCCUAACUACCAAGUAAGCUUUAACAUACUUUAGGGCAUGUAGAUUACCAUCGUUAUUGUUUUAAACUGCUCGUAACCGCCCUUUUAGAUAAUAACAGCAGAAGUGAUCUCAGCCUUCUUCGCCAUGUUGAUGACAGCCGUCAUCGUGGGUACGACGCUUCAGAUUCAGAAGGAUGGUAUCCUUUCCCCGCACUCCAUCUUCCUGUUUACCGUAAUGACCAGUUUCACAGUGUCAGCGAUCUUACAUCCCAUGGAAGUGGGUUGUAUGUUGCCGUUCAUACUGUACUUCUUGGCCAUUCCUUGCAUGUAUAUGUUACUCCCCAUAUACUCGUUGUGUAACCUGCACAUCGUAACUUGGGGUACUCGGGAAGAUCCUCUGAAGAAGAAGGAAGAGGAGAAUCUGAGGAAACGAGGCCACCGGCUGGAUAUAAUGGAGUCUGGCAUCCCGGGCGAGGCUUCUGGGGAGAUCUCGGUCGGGUGUGGUAAUGUGUGUAGGGUGAUGUGUUGUUUGAAGCCCGAUCCAAUCGAAAACUCACCUCAAAUCUGGAAGAUCAGCGAGAUGGUGAACCAGGUCAACAAGAAGAUGGAUCGUCUGGAUAGGAAACCGACUUCUGCUUCUACAUCAGUCCAGGAUACUGGGGAUACUGUGGACGAUGACGAAGAUGUAAGAGAGACAAUUUCACAACUAGAAAGUUAUCAUGCCUAAACGUUUUAAAAAGUUUGUUUUCAGAACGAACUUGAUGAUGAAAUAGACAUGAAACGACAAAGUCAAGCAGCGAAGAGGAACCGAAAGUGGAAGAAUACCAAGAGCGAGGUCUGGAUGAAGAGCAAGAGCCUCAAGAAGUAAGUCUAUUGCCGAAUCCUCUAAAAUAACAUUAAUAUAAAUAUUAACCAGCAAAUAACUAUAUAAUGAUCACUUAUUGCGUUUCAGAGCUGAAGGUGACAUUCUCAGGUCAGAUGAAGACCAAUUCUGGAAAGAGAUGAUCGACAAGUACCUUCAGCCUUUAUCGAUGGAUCCAAAGGCCCAAGAGCGAAUCCGCCUUGGUCUGAUAGAGUUGAGGAACAAAAGCUGUGCUUCCUUCUUCAUGGUCAAUGUCGUGUUCAUCAUCGUGGUACUAGUGCUGCAAAUGCAGAAGGACUGUAUUCACAUCGAAUGGCCAUUAGGGCCCAAGUUUAAUCACACUAUCAUUCCUUGCGGGUCUGACAAGAAAGAGGCCAUCUGGGUAGUCAGCCGGCUUCAGCUGGAACCAAUUGGUCUAGUAUUCCUCGUCUUUUAUAUGUCGAUUCUCGUGAUUCAGGUAAAGAUGACGUAUAAUUAACUGUGUGUAACGAAAUAUAUAUUUUCAGUUCUUCGCUAUGUUGCUUCACAGGUUCGGAACUUUAGAGCACAUCAUAGCAUCAACCGACCUGAACUGCUCCAAAAAGAAGGUGCACAUAGAAACAGUUGAAGAGAUGGAAGUGGAAGAGAUAGUAGAAAUGGUCAGGGGACUACAAGCCUACAAGUCUCCAGACAUUGACGCUGAAGACGAGCCUACAGUAGAAGAGAAGCCGAUCAGUCGAAGCCAGGUCGUCACAGGCCUCAGAUCUCCCAGAAAACAACUCAAGAACACAGAAACCUUGGAUGCUGUGUUCCGUAGGAGAUACGAAGCUCUACUGAGAGAAGAACAGAGCACUUUGAACAAGAGCAAGCCUUCAAUCGCUACGCUACGUGGCUCCAGAAUGACCAUUCAGAGGGACAAUGCCAACGAAAAGAGAAGGAACACCAUUCUACGGUCGACUAUCAAUCGAAAAUAA